Molecule: messenger RNA, 620 nt
Organism: Benincasa hispida (wax gourd)
Lineage: Eukaryota; Viridiplantae; Streptophyta; Magnoliopsida; Cucurbitales; Cucurbitaceae
Product: protein TAPETUM DETERMINANT 1-like
Biological process (GO): cell fate determination
Source: RefSeq, a predicted model, not a curated record
UUUGCCCUCUCAUUUUCCUUUCAACAAACCAGAAAAGAACCCUCAUGAAUAUCUCUUCCCAUUUUACCCUUUGCUUCUUCUUCUUCUUCUCAACCUUUCUUCUCAUCAUAUUUUUGAAUUUUGACUUUCACAGCUCACUUGAGGAUUCAAUGGCGUCUUCCUUUAGGGAAAUGAAGCCUUUGUUUCUUGCCAAUCAGAAUCAGAUUUUAGCUGCAUACUUGGAGCCGGAGCGAGCGCUUAACCACCGUAGAAAGCUUUCAAUGCACGAAAGAUGCAGCAACAAAGACAUAAGCAUUUCACAAAGUAAAGAUUCAACAUCAGGAAUUCCAGAGUUCAUAGUGCAAAUUGCAAACACUUGUCUCUCAGUUAAUUGUGCACCGUCGGAUAUCCAUCUCCAUUGCGGCUGGUUUGCCUCUGCAAAAAUGGUUAACCCUUCAAUUUUCAAGAGAAUAUUUUACGAUGAUUGUUUGGUCAACGGAGGGAAGCCAUUGAAGAUCAGCCAAACCAUUAGAUUCACUUACUCUAACUCUUUCAUGUAUCCUCUCACUUUCAAAUCUGCCAACUUUUGUUGACGGGAUUGAAUUUAAGAUUUAUUAAAAAUACACGUGAAAUUAAAAUUA